AUGGAGGCACCCACCAAGGCACCGUCGAUCCAGGAUUUUCAGCUGUUAAAACCGAUAAGCAGAGGUGCCUUCGGAAAAGUGUUUUUGGCGAGAAAAGAGGGUGGGACCAAACUUUUUGCCAUCAAGAUUGUCUCCAAGGAGGAGAUGAAGCGAAAAAACCUGGUCGACAAAGUUACUGCCGAACGUAACGCUUUGGCUGUUAGCAAGUGUCCCUAUAUUGUUCACUUGUAUUACUCCUUACAGACAACCAGUCACAUUUACCUGGUCAUGGAAUAUUUGAUUGGCGGAGACCUGAAGACUUUGCUUCUUGUUUUGGGCUACCUCAAGGAUCAACACGCAGCAAUCUACACGGUGGAAAUCAGUAUUGCUUUGGAAUAUCUGCAUGCACAUGGGAUCAUUCAUCGUGACCUAAAACCAGACAAUAUUCUCAUAACUGCCGCUGGUCAUUUGAAAUUGACCGAUUUCGGCCUAUCCACUUUAUCCUGGAAUCACCCCAUUCGGGCUAGCGACGUCCUGAACACGCCCUCCGUCGCUUCUGUCCCACUCGAAUACUACCGUACUCCUGGACAGUUGAUUUCCCUUACCACCGAGCUUUCGUUUACGGAUUCUCCUGUCGUACGGGGAGUAUCUCAAGAUCGUCUGGUCCACCACGAAGAGCUCACUCAACUGGGCGCGUCUUCGUCCGUUGUGGACCUUCCCAAACGGAAUGAAGACAAUUCACUUUCGAACUCGACAAUGUGUUCCCAUGGAUCGAAACUUGGAUCAGAAAAAUUUGUUACCGACCUGACAGCACAAAUAGACCAAGACAAAAUCGAACGCUCACAGUGGCGUCGUCGCAUUUUACAGGCGAUCAGAACUCUUCACUCGGAAGAAGCCUCGCUGCAUAACGCAGGCAUGAUACCAACCUUGACGUCUCCAACUGCCCAUCACCGAAAAAAUUCCGUCAGUCUUUCCGAUGUUAUUCACGAGGAAUCGUUGCUCACUCUAACUGAAAUAUUCGCCGGGGCAGACCCGGAAGAAGUGGAUUUUGUCAAAUCGUUUCUCUCCAGAUUCUCUCCUCCGCAAAUCCUUCACGUUGGUCUACUGGUUCGACAGUCCUCAAUGCCCUUAUCCAUAUCUCCGCCCGUGACGAGCCGAUUAGCUGGCAGUAUCAGUUACCAUCGGUCCAUGGUUACCUCGUCUACCGGUAUCGGUCCACUUCGUCGAUGCAAAAGCUAUUGUCAACCAGAAAUUAAGAAACCGUAUCGUAUGAGGCGUGGACGCCGUUUGUACAAUCUCCCGUGGUCGCCAACAUUUCUGAAGGAUCCCCAGCCCCACGCCGGAGACGCACUCCGGCGUGCCACUUUGCCUCCUUUACCGCGUUCUCCCGAACGUGACGUCGACUGCGGGAUGGAUUGGCAAAAAGAGGGCUUCAGCUUAUCUGUGGAUGAGACCCAUUCACAUAUAUCCACCACUACGCCUUCACAGUCUGAAUCAUCCAACGCUUUCGUUCAUCUGGAGGAGUCGCCUCGACUGACUAUUUCUCCGUUACGUCACGAGCUGGUCCAGCUUCAUCUGCGCUCUGGUGGUGUGUCUGCUGUAACUUCGGCCACGGAACAGCGCUUCGGACAACAACGAACACCUCCUGAUGUGCCUCUAUCUUCGAUGGAGAAGACUCGUCUCCAGCAGCUCUACUCUCCUGCGCGGCUGAGCGCUGAGGAUCUCCAGUAUGGGAUGAAUUUGGCCGACAUUGACCCGGCGCACCCAUACAUGCUUUAUCCCACAAGUUCUUCAUUUCGUGCCGCAGACACUCCGUUGCGCACUCCUCGUGUCCUUCCACGACAUCGUUCGCACACAGGACAGAAGGAGAAUUCGCGGCCGUUUCCUGUGACCGGUUUUCACACGCCCUCAUCGCACAUUCCUUCUCGCCAUCUACAUACCACGACUGCGAACCGAAUUAGUAACGUACACUUUGGCUCGUCCACCAAUUCUGCUACUCCGCUCAGUGUUAUUUGCGAACUUCCAGCUCAUCUGGCAUCAUCUGUAAAAUUCGCUCAGUCCUCUUUCGAGCCGUGCGCACCACCUCCGUCUCCGGUUGUUCCGACCUGCAGAGAGUACGAUGUCCGGACUGUCGGUUUUGACACAGCUGGUUGUACUGCCUUGUCCGUGACUCCUCAACUUUUGGGCACACCGGAAUACAUUGCUCCCGAACUGCUUAGUUGCCCAGCUGACGGACGGGAAUUGUUGAUGGAAUCCGAGGCGGUCGAUUGGUGGGCGUUGGGUAUUAUAUUGUUCGAAAUGCUCACUGGUUGUACCCCAUUUGCGGACGAAUCUCCAGAUGCGGUAUUUCGAAACAUCAUCGAUAUGGAUAUUCCAUGGCCAUCCACAAACGAUGAGCCUCCGUCUGAAGAGUUGUCACAAGCGGCGGUUCAACUAAUUUCCGGCCUUUUAUCGCGGUCCCCCUCCCAGCGUCUCCUCAUGGCCAAACAGCUGCGCUGCUGUGAUUUCCUCAGACCGGUUGGGGAUUGGAAUCGUUUGAACGAAUUAGAAAUGCCAUUUGUUCCCAAUCCAGACGAUUCAACGGACACGUCGUAUUUCCAGCCUCGGAACGACGCACAUGGUAUCCAAAUGACGUGUAGUGGGAUGGAUAUGAAACGUCAACACAAAACGGUACCGCAUGACCUGAUUGAUGUUACUAAUGCUUGUGAACUCCAGAUCGGCAAAUUCUUCGCCGGAGGCCGGUUGAUCAGCGGUCGCGCCCGUCACGCUACCGCGUCAGCAACAAAUUCGAACAAGAAUGGAGAGAACGCGCACCCCCACCGGUUUGUGGGAAUCACCACGGCAGCAGUCCAGUCUCCGUCACCCAUAAACUUGCAUCCUUUAUCGCCUUAUGGUUGUAAACAUUGACCACUGUACAGAAAAUACAAUAUGCCUGCCUGUGACCCCUAUGAACACCAUUCAAACAUUAGAAUGACGAAUGAAUGCACUCUUAAUCGUUUUUGGUAAUAAACCAACGUCUUUCACCUGGUGAUCUGAUUCGGUUGCAUUCAUUACGUCUAUUUUUUUUAUUUCCCCCACAUCUAUUAAUUGAUUACCACAUCUUUUUCCGUUUACUGAAGCAACUUCAGUGUACUACAAGACUAGCAACGCGUACGCGGGAGAUAUAUGUAAUCUUUCAC
This is a messenger RNA of Opisthorchis viverrini, 3158 nucleotides long. RefSeq lists its product as hypothetical. Gene Ontology annotation, molecular function: protein serine/threonine kinase activity; ATP binding. Gene Ontology annotation, cellular component: nucleus. Gene Ontology annotation, biological process: intracellular signal transduction; peptidyl-serine phosphorylation. NCBI's taxonomy places the organism in Eukaryota, Metazoa, Platyhelminthes, Trematoda, Opisthorchiida, Opisthorchiidae. Bases 1 to 2886 code for a protein of 961 amino acids. The record is from RefSeq and is a predicted model, not a curated record. The transcript has 18 exons.